Talaromyces proteolyticus is the source of this 1153-nucleotide messenger RNA. Its product is annotated as Oxo-4-hydroxy-4-carboxy-5-ureidoimidazoline decarboxylase. The record is from RefSeq and is a predicted model, not a curated record. NCBI's taxonomy places the organism in Eukaryota, Fungi, Ascomycota, Eurotiomycetes, Eurotiales, Trichocomaceae. The transcript has 3 exons. The coding region runs from base 129 to 701 and encodes 190 amino acids.
CUCACUACCAUCUAGAUUUGAUACAUCUAAUAUUCUAUUAUAAAAUAGCACAAUUCCACAGGAUCUCAGAAGAAAUGAAACAAAUCAAAGAAUCCGGACUGUGAAUAGUAUAUAUAUUUAUAUCAAAAAUGUCAACCCCCACAAUCCCGCCCAUCACAUCGCUGUCCACACUGCCAGCCGAUGCCCAACUCCGCGCCCUUGACACACUCUUCGAGCCCUCGCCAGAACUACACGCCUUGGUCCAGCCCAUUCUAUCCAAGCAGACCUUCCCGACAUACGAUGCGCUCAUCGAUGAGAUUCAAACCCAGCUUUCCACGCUCUCAGCCAAACGCGACAAUGCGCUAGCCGAAAAAGAGACGUUGUAUGCAAUUCUCGGCUCUCAUCCACGUUUAGGGAUCCCGUCGCCCGCUGCCCAGGCUCAUUUGAGUGAGCUGAGCCGGAGAGAGCAAGCCAAUCUUAAUAGUCACGAUGAUAGCAGCAAUAGUGCCGAGUUGGCGGCGAGACUGGAUGCUCUGAACAGAGAGUACGAGGAGAUGUAUCCGGGGCUGAGAUAUGUGACUUUUGUUAAUGGCCGAGGUCGAGAUGUGAUCAUGGUCGAUAUGCGGAGUCGCAUUGAUCGAGCUAAUCUCGCGUUGGAAGUGCAGGAUAAUAUUCAGGCAAUGUGUGAUAUUGCCAAAGACCGUGCGGGAAAGCUGCAGUAGUCCUUAAUAGAGUACGUAUGUACUCGAGUCUAUAUCUAUGUAUUUACCAAUUGUAUAUAAGUAUAUAUACGGAGCGACCGGAACAACUCCCAUUGACGAGCCAUUGAUUGUCAAAAAAGGAACGAGUCGCUCAACAUCGCAAAAAUUAAAUGGCAAGAUAAUAAAAUGGUAAAAUAAGAUACAAGCAAGGGUGUCCACGCGACAGUCCUGGUCUGCUGUCAAGCACGCGGGAGAGCUCUCUGAUUGGCUGGCACGUUUCCGGUUGAUAUACAUUGUUGCGCAACCACCAUGAAUUGGUAUUAUUUCCCUACGAACCAUCAUGUUUCACCGUGUGAUAGUAUAAUAUGACAUGUUCUCGACAGACAUAUACAUACGCACACACGCACACACACACACACAUAUAUAUAUAUACAAAGCAAUGGGCACAAUCCAACCGAUACGCGAAUAUCCGU